CCCUCCCCUCAUGACCUGUUGACGUCGUUCAGCAGGCCUCUUUACAGUAGGAUUAUGGCGGAACUUUGCUUCGAUGUGAUUUUCCCGUCACGCACACUGAGUGAUUGGCGCCCACUAAGGCAGACCAACGAGCGCCCGGCUGGUGAGCCCAGGCGGCACCGCUAUCCGCCUGGGGCGGGGGACCCGGGGACGGGGUCAAGGAAGAGCGAUACGAGCAUGACCUUUGGCCGGCCUCCGCCUGUUUUGACCCAGUUGUCAGCCGCUGGUGCCUGCGUCAUAUAGCAGUUUUCCUCCUACCGCUGGCGUAGAAUCGUGUUACAGCGUACUUUUUAUGAUACAGGCCAUGACCUCACUGCUGGGGUCCCCAAACUGAAUGGAAUAGUUCGCCGAGCCGCUGCAGCCCCUGACGCGAUACUUUCAAGAGAGACUAUACCGAGCUUUUCACACAAAACAUCAUGAGUUAUACCCAACACACCCAACCACAUGUGGGGUCAUCAGGACAGAGGAUGAUGAAUCAUUCAAAGGUUUAAUGGAUGCUGCUUCCUGUUCUGCUGGGUCUCCAGUGGAGGCCCCAGUCACAGAAAAUGGGGACCUCACUACCAUUGUUGGUGCUGUCAGGGACGAUGACUGUGCGCCGGCCGGGGCGCGCUCCUGCGAGUCUGCGCUGCAGCCCGGCUCGUCGGACGGACCGCGCAGCUCCCGAUGGGUGACGCUGAACGUGGGAGGCAGGCUCUUUACCACCACCGUCGCCACGCUGACCGGCGCCGAGCCGCACUCCAUGCUGGCCAGGAUGUUUUCCGGCGGCACGGAGUGGCUCCGGCCGAGUGACCGGGACGGUUCGGGCGCCUACCUGAUCGACCGCAGUCCCACCUACUUCGAGCCGCUGCUCAACUACCUGCGCACCCGGCAGCUGGUGCUCGACCAGGGCGUCAACCCGGCAGGUGUGCUGGAAGAGGCGCGCUACUUUGGCAUCGACUCGCUGCUGAGCCGGCUGGAGGCGAUGGUGGCCGGCGCGCCGCAGUCGCCGCCCAGCGCCGAUCACGCGCCGCUCACCCGGCGCGAGGUGGUGCGCGCGCUGCUCAGCACGCCCAGCGAGGCCAGCCUGCGCUUCCAGGGCGUCGACUUCACCGGAGCCGACCUGUCCAAGCUGGACCUGCGCAACAUCAACUUCAAGUAUGCGUGUCUGCGGGACUGCAACCUGAACAGCUGUAACAUGACGGGCUGCUGCCUGGAGCGGGCCGACCUGUCCGGCGCGCGCAUGGACUCUGCGCAGCUCUCGUGCGUGCGCAUGCUCUGCGCCAACCUGGAGCUCACCUGUAUGCGCUCGUGCAACUUCGAGGACCCCGGCGGCACGCGCGCCAAUCUGGAGGGCGCCAAUAUGAAGGGAGCCAUUCUGACGGGCAGUAACAUGUCUUCCAUUAACCUGCGCGUGGCCACCCUGAAGAACGCCAACCUGCAGGACUGUGACCUGCGGCUGGCCAUCCUGGCCGGCGCCGACCUGGAGAACUGUAACCUGUCGGGCAGUGACCUGCACGAGGCUAACCUGCGCGGCGCCAACCUCACCAACACGGCGUUCGACCUGAUGCUCACGCCGAUCCACAUGUCGCAGACCGUGCGGUAGGCCAGGUCACGGCGGGUCACGCCGGGUCAUCAGAGCCGCGGCAGCUCAGGUCACCUCAGGUCCUCCGGCUGAGGCGGGGAAUAACGGCCGGCUGCAUUGGGCCCAACGCCAAAUGUAUUUGUAUAUGUAUGUGCGAUUGUUUUUCUAUAGAAUCGUACACUAAUUUAAUUUGCUACUUAGAAUGGGUAUAUUUAUUUCAGAGCUUUUGUAGGACGUUGAUCGUGGUCUGUGGCGACGGUGAACUGCUGAGAAAUGGACUGUCGCGUGGCAUUCCUGAGUAGGAUGAUGUGCUGAUUUUUAUACAUUUACUGAAAGUGGGAUGACAAUAUGAGUGUUGUCACUGUGUAUGCUUCCCGUUGUGUUCUCGCGUUCGUUUGGCUGUGUAAAUAUGAACUGCCACGCAGCAAUACUUCGUGUCGUGAAUGGCGUGGUUGGGCCUCGCUGCUUGACCAUUAUUUAUCGUCGUAGUGCUUACUAAUGUGGGGAACUGCCUACUGUGCUUUGUUUUGUAAUAGUUUGGUAAAUAAAGAUGCUUCCAUCA
This is a messenger RNA of Amphibalanus amphitrite, 2162 nucleotides long. Its product is annotated as BTB/POZ domain-containing protein KCTD9-like. The record is from RefSeq and is a predicted model, not a curated record. Gene Ontology annotation, biological process: protein homooligomerization. The coding region runs from base 530 to 1621 and encodes 363 amino acids. The transcript is spliced from 7 exons. Gene Ontology annotation, molecular function: protein binding. NCBI's taxonomy places the organism in Eukaryota, Metazoa, Arthropoda, Thecostraca, Balanomorpha, Balanidae.